This is a messenger RNA of Myodes glareolus (Bank vole), 3619 nucleotides long. Lineage: Eukaryota; Metazoa; Chordata; Mammalia; Rodentia; Cricetidae. The record is from RefSeq and is a predicted model, not a curated record.
CUCACUUCUGAGGAAAAACAAAGGGUCUUCAUAGAGGCACGAAAGCAGGUUCCCGGAGAAGAUGGGAGGCCAACCCAGUUGCCCAACGAGAUUGAUGCUGCCUUCCCCCUCACCAGGCCUGACUGGGAUUUUACUACGAUCGCAGUCACCUGGACCGCUCAGUGAACGGACCGCUUGGGUACAAGGAGCCACCGGUGGAAGACAAUAUCGCUGGACCACUGAGAGGAAGGUGCAAUUAGCAACUGGUAAAGUAACUCAUUCCUUCCUACAUGUUCCAGACUGCCCCUAUCCAUUACUGGGGUGAGACUUACUCACCAAACUGAAAGCCCAAAUUCAUUUUGAGGGGGCAGGGGUUCGAGUGUCGGGCCCAAACGGGGACCCCCUCCAGGUCCUGACUUUACAAUUGGAGGACGAAUACUGGCUAUACGAACAGGACCCCAAGGUACAAGGGUCCAGGGACUUGGACAUAUGGCUUACAGAGUACCCACAGGUAUGGGCCGAGACAGGAGGUAUGGGGCUAGCGCUACAGCAGCCCCCGUUGGUUGUAGCCCUGAAGGCCUCAGCCACCCCAAUCUCAGUCAAGCAAUACCCCAUGUCAAAUGAGGCCUACCAGGGGAUAAGACCUCAUAUCAAGAGGCUAUUAGAAGAAGGCAUCCUGACUCCCUGCCGGUCACCUUGGAAAACCCCCCACCUCCCAGUAAAGAAACCAGGGACGAAGGAUUAUCGACCGGUACAGGACCUCAGGGAAGUAAAUAAGAGAGUUGAAGACAUACACCCGACCGUCCCUGAUCCAUAUAAUUUACUAAGCACCCUGCCACCUUCGCACACCUGGUAUAUGGUGCUAGACUUGAAGGAUGCCUUCUUCUGUCUCAGAUUAAGCCCCAAAAGUCAACCCCUUUUUGCCUUCGAAUGGAGAGACCCCGAAUUGGGGAUUUCAGGCCAACUGACGUGGACCCGGCUCCCACAGGGCUAUAAGAAUAGCCCCACCCUAUUUGAUGAGGCCUUGCACCGGGACCUUGCAGACUUCAGAGUUCAACACCCGUCAUUGAUCCUGUUCCAGUACGUGGAUGAUCUUCUGCUGGCAGCCCCCACAGAACAUGACUGCCGACAAGGUACGGGGGCCCUAUUGCAGACCCUGGGACGGCUGGGCUAUCGAGCAUCUGCCAAAAAGGCCCAGAUAUGCCAGACUGAGGUGACUUAUUUGGGAUAUAAGUUAAAAAAGGGACAGCGUUGGCUCACAGUCGCACGCAAAGAGACUGUAUCUCGCAUACCUGCACCCCGAAACCCUCGCCAGUUAAGGGAAUUCCUGGGGACAGCUGGGUUCUGCCACUUAUGGAUACCAGGCUUCGCUGAAAUGGCAGCUCCCCUCUAUCCCCUCACCAAGCAGGGGGUCCCAUUUGAAUGGACAGAUAAACAACAAGGGGCUUUCGAGAACAUCAAACGGGCCCUCCUCUCCUCCCCAGCACUGAGUCUGCCAGACAUCACUAAGCCAUUCGAACUGUUUGUUGAUGAAAAACAAGGAUAUGCCAAGGGGGUUUUGACCCAAAGACUUGGACCAUGGAAACGCCCUGUCACAUAUUUAUCAAAGAAAUUAGACCCAGUGGCCUCAGGCUGGCCCCCUUGCCUACGGAUGGUGGCAGCCAUUGCCGUCCUUAUUAAGGAUGCUGGCAAACUGACUUUGGGACAACCCUUGACCAUUCUGGCACCCCAUGCUGUCGAGGCCUUGAUUAGGCAGCCCCCUGACCGGUGGCUCUCCAACGCCCGCAUGACCCACUACCAAUCCUUGCUGUUGGAUACGGACCAAGUCCAGUUCGGACCUGUAGUCGCCCUUAAUCCGGCGACCUUGCUACCCACACCGGAAGGACCAGACCAGCAUGACUGCCUUCAGAUCCUCGCAGAAAUGCAUGGAACCCGGACGGACUUGACUGAUCAGCCCCUCCCAGAUGCGAACACCUGGUACACCAAUGGGAGCAGUUACCUACUAAAUGGAGAACGCAGGGCGGGAGCCGCAGUUACCACGGAGACCCAGGUAAUCUGGGCCAGUGCCUUACCCAGUGGCACCUUGGCCCAACGAGCUGAACUCAUCGCUCUGACUCAAGCCCUUAGAUUGGCAGAAGGUAAGAAGCUGAAUGUUUAUACUGAUAGUCGGUAUGCUUUCGCCACUGCACACAUACAUGGAGAAAUAUACCAGAGACGAGGGCUCUUAACCUCAGAAGGCAAGGAAAUUAAAAAUAAAGCAGAGAUCCUUGCUCUAUUAGAGGCCUUAUUCCUCCCCAAAAGACUGAGCAUUAUGCAUUGUCCCGGACACCAAAAAGAAGAUCACGCCGAGGCCAGAUGAAAUCGGCGGGUGGAUGAAGUGGCCCGAGAGGCUGCUUUGGGACCACAAAUUCUCCCCCUAGUAUCCGAGCCCGUCCAAUCCACAAUAGACUGGGCCUAUGAUAAAGAGGACAUACACCUACUCCAAAAAUUGGGGGCAGAAUACAACUCAGCGAAUAGACACUGGAUUUAUCGGGGAAAAAUAGCAGUGCCCAUAAAAAUAACCCAUGAACUUAUAGACUACUUACAUAAAUUGACCCAUUUGGGUACAAAGAAAAUGAAAACCCUCCUAGACAGAAUGGAGACUGGACAAUUCCUCCUGAACAGGGAUAGGGCACUCCGACGGACAAUAGACAAUUGCAGGGCCUGUGCCCAAAUUAAUACAGGCCACUAGAAAACCCUCCAAGGGGUGCGUCUCCGAGGACACCGGCCUGGCAUCCACUGGGAAAUAGACUUCACCGAAAUUAAACCUGGUUUGUAUGGGUACAGAUACUUGCUGGUUUUUAUAGACACCUUUUCAGGAUGGGUAGAGGCCUAUCCCACCAAACAUGAAACAGCCAGGAUGGUUGUCAAGAAGUUAUUGGAAGAAAUUUUUCCCCGAUACGGGAUGCCAAAAGUAUUGGGAUCUGAUAAUGGGCCAGCCUUCGUCUCCCAGGUAAGUCAGUUGGUGGCCAAGUUACUGGGGAUUGAUUGGAAAUUACAUUGUGCUUAUAGACCCCAGAGUUCAGGACAGGUAGAGCGUAUGAACAGAACUAUUAAGGAGACUUUGUCUAAAUUAACGCUCUCUACUGGCACAAAGGAUUGGGUGUUGCUCCUACCCCUAGCUCUAUAUCGAGCUAGGAACACUCCUGGGCCACAUGGCCUUACCCCAUUUGAAAUAUUGUAUGGGGCACCGCCUCCAGCCGUACAUUUCUUCGAUACGGACAUUGCAGACUAUGCUAACUCCCCUUCUCUACAAGCCCAUUUACAGGCCCUGCAGCUGGUACAACAAGAGGUCUGGAAACCCCUGGCAGCAGCCUACCAAGACAGCCUCAACCAGCCAGUGGUGCCCCAUCAGUACCAGAUUGGAGACACUGUUUGGGUCCGUAGACAUCAGACCAAGAACCUGGAACCGCGCUGGAAAGGACCGUUCACUGUUCUCCUGACCACCCCAACGGUGAUUAAGGUGGAUGGAAUUGCUGCCUGGAUCCACGCCUCACACGUGAAAGUCACCAGCCCAGAACAACAGACGGCCAGCCAAAAGGAAGGAUGGAAGAUCCAAUGCUCCCAAAACCCCUUAAAGAUAAGACUGGUUCGAAAAUGA